AUGGGUAUAAAAAAAUUACUGCGAAAACGAGUGAUAGAGUGGCGCAAUUUCUACGUUGAUUACAAGGAGUUGCGGGCGUGCAGAGAUGACUUCAGCUUCAAAACACGGCUGCUUGACGAAAUGACAAAGGUUAAUGAAUUUUAUUUUGAGUUAGAAAGACAAGCGGUUGAAGGGAAGAGAAAUCUUUUUGGAAGCAAAAAGAUCUAUGAGGAAAUCAAAAAGGACAAGGAAAAGGAUAAAAACAGGAAGGACAGGGACGGUUUUGAUGAUGGCUAUGAAAAUGAAGGUGAAGAAACAAUGGAUAAGGACGAGGAUGAUGCCGUGGACAAUGAUGGUAUUGGAAAGGAAAAGAGUGCGGUGGAAAAAGUGGAAAUUAGGAAUGAGCUGUUAGAUGGUUAUGAAAGUGAUGGAGAGGAGAUGGAAAUAGAAGAAAUUAGAGAGGACAGAGUUUCGGUGAAGAAGGAGUUUAGUGGUAGCGAAAAGAAAAAGAUGAUCGGAGAGAUUUGCCGAACGGAGCGUCUGGAAAAAGACGGUGCAAAAGAUGGAGAAGCCACAAGUACUGGGAAAGAAACCGAGUGGAAGGUGUCGCGCAACAAAACAGCAUCACAACGUAAUGGAUCAGCAGUGCGGCGUAACAAAAGUGCUUUGCUUAAAGUUAAACCGUUCACUCCCAAGACAAAACUAAAAAAUAGACGGAACAAGCCGGGAAAACGCAAGCCCUCAGCAUACAACGAAGUCAACCAUGAGUACAUAACGGAAGACCAGGAAUUUGAAACAUCGCAUUCGCUGGAAGAGAAUGAGGCCAUACCCCGGACGAGGACAUUCCUCAACCUCGGUCUUAUAAAGCUGCAUUACACUGUGCACAAGAAGAAAAGGGCGACCAUGGAAUUUAUAAAGGUGCUUAACCAAAUUGUGAACUACCAGCGAAUCAACUACGAUCUCCUUGACUACUGCAUUGCCAAGAGAAGAACAUCCCGUCGGAUCAAGCGCAAUGAAUUGCUGCCGCUUAUUAAGCAGUCGUAUUUUUACCGUUCUAAAAGGGCAGCCGGGCUGCUGAAGGAUGUGAAACGGCUGUAUAAACUGCGAUUUGUAAAGAAUGACAAAAACGCAGGACGUCUGUUCAGGAGACUGAGGAGGAAAGACAAGCCAAAGAUGGCAUUCGUGUUUCUCAGUGGUGUGCUAAUUGCCGUGAACGCCUUCUUCACGUAUUUUAAUGGGAUAGUAUGUAAGGAAGGGAUGACAGCACUACUGCCGUUCCUGUGUAAAAUACGUGGGCUGGCGAGCAGCAAUGAAAUCGGCACCUCGUCCGAUCCUUACACCCCGCAGAUCUUCUUUUCACUUAUAUUCGUAGGUUUUUACCUGUUUGGUGUUUCACUCCUCAUUUUCACGAAAAAAGAGAUCAACCAUCCAUUCAUAUUCUCGUUCAACCUUGACUCGCACAUGGAGGUGUCGCGCUACUUCCUGUGCACCUCUGCCCUCCACCUCUUCUACAAUGUCAUUAACAUCCUGCCAAUCAAUCCCAAGGUAUCAUUUGCCAUUUCCAUAUUUGCUGUCAUCGGGUGUGUUAUGUUCCCGUUCGACAUUUUCUACCGCAAAAGCCGCUACUACGUGGUUUACUGUCUCCUCAAGAUUGCGUGUACGCCCAUCUUUAAGGUGCGCUUCAGGCAUUUCUUCUUCACCGAUUACCUGCAAUCCUUCUCGAUUGUGUACCGGAGGGUGCUCGGAUAUUUCUUCACGCUUGGACCGAUCAGUGUGUUUUUCAUCAGCAAUUGCGGGAAUUUGGUGAGACUGAUGCAAUGUGGAAGGAGAUACUACGACAGACCGGAGAAAGUUCACAUCUACAAUGCUGGCAAGUACUUCUUCCAAAUAUUUUUCAGCGUUUUAACGAUUGUGUACGUAAACAUGCUGAGCGCGCCGACCAAGAGCGAUGAGAACUUGCUGGGUGAUACAGGACAUAUCGAAUACGAGAAUACGUACGCCAGCACCAGUUUUAUCUCGUCAUUGAAGUACUUCAGGCUUAUCGUCGGUCUUCUUUCGUCUUCAUUCUCGUUUGUAUGGGACAUCCGCGUGGAUUGGGGACUGGGCCGGAAGAACCUGCUUUUCUCCAAGACCGUGAUAUGCAUUUUGAUCGCUUUUAAUCUUGUGGGCCGGUAUCUUUGGCUGCUCUCCGCUUAUUUGAGUGAUUUUUUUCUGUGCUCGUACGAAGUCGUGAGAAGAACGAAUUGGGGAAUAGUGCGUGUUGAGUACGAGCAUUUGAACAACUGCGAUCAGCUCAAGACAACCAGCACGAUCAAGUUGAGUGGUGACCUGUUCUACAGAAAGAAUAAACGAGCGGGAUACAUGACUGAGCACGAGAGCACACAUGAUGAGAAAGAGGAGUCCAUGGCGUAGUGAGCGUGUUGAUGAAAGUGAAUAGGUCGAGG
This is a messenger RNA of Vavraia culicis subsp. floridensis, 2423 nucleotides long. RefSeq lists its product as uncharacterized. Gene Ontology annotation, cellular component: Golgi apparatus; cytoplasm; plasma membrane. The transcript has a single exon. Gene Ontology annotation, molecular function: inositol hexakisphosphate binding. Gene Ontology annotation, biological process: cellular response to phosphate starvation; phosphate ion transport. The coding region runs from base 1 to 2391 and encodes 796 amino acids. The record is from RefSeq and is a predicted model, not a curated record. Lineage: Eukaryota; Fungi; Microsporidia; Pleistophoridae.